CUUUCUCUUGUCUUUCUAUAUUUUUUUUUGGUUUUUCUUUGUUAUCUUUGCCUAUUGUAAACUUACUCAUCUAAAUGUCAUCUGAUGCUGAGUCCCCCUCCGUGAACCACACACCUUCUACUCUACCUGGAAAGGCCAGUCAGGUUAAACUUGUUUUACUCGGCGAAUCUGCUGUAGGAAAAUCUAGUCUUGUAUUGCGCUUUGUUAACCGAGAAUAUGUCGAUAACAGAGAACCUACGAUUGGAGCUGCCUUCCUAACCCAAAAAUGUCAUUUGAAUGACCGGUCGAUCAAAUUCGAAAUCUGGGAUACAGCUGGUCAAGAGCGUUUCCACUCUCUUGCACCAAUGUACUAUAGAAACGCUCAGGCUGCUGUAGUUGUUUACGAUAUUACGAAAUCAGCAACACUCGAAAAGGCUAAAUCAUGGGUCAAGGAACUCCAACGUCAAGCUCAUCCUGAAAUUGUAAUCGCCUUGAUUGGUAACAAACUCGAUCUUGUCCAGGGCGAGCCUGAGAGUGAAUGUCUCCGACAAGUUAAUAAGGAAGAUGCUCAGGCCUAUGCUCAUGAAGCUGGUCUUUUAUUCUUUGAAACAAGCGCAAAAUCGUCUGAAAACGUCGACCUUGUAUUUGCUGGGAUUGCCAAAGAUAUCCCGCUCGAACACAUAGUGAUGCAGGGCCGAGGUGCCCACUCAACUCGUGGAGGUAAUCUCAAUGGUAGAGUUGACCUUAACCAGCAAGUAUCUGGCUCAGGAUCUAGCCGCUGUGCCUGCUGAGUGAUUUCAACGCUGAGCAAGAAACAUAAAACGCUAAGCCAAAAAAAUACCCAUCUUCCAUGAAUCAAGAAGUAUCCCCCAUCCCUGUUUACCUUCCAUUUUUAAUCACCCCUUCUUUAUUUUUCUAUACAUAAAAAUUCAUUAAUUCGAGUACUCGAGCCUUUUAUCUGAUAUGUCAAGUUUUCACAAAUAUUCAAAUCAUGUUAUUUUACACAAUCAUAUUAUUUAAUACAAACACCCUAAAAUUCAAUACAUAAACCAAUAAAGCCAAUAAAUCAAUAG
Phycomyces blakesleeanus NRRL 1555(-) is the source of this 1052-nucleotide messenger RNA. RefSeq lists its product as hypothetical. The record is from RefSeq and is a predicted model, not a curated record. NCBI's taxonomy places the organism in Eukaryota, Fungi, Mucoromycota, Mucoromycetes, Mucorales, Phycomycetaceae. Gene Ontology annotation, molecular function: GTP binding; GTPase activity. Bases 75 to 770 code for a protein of 231 amino acids. The transcript has 5 exons.